AUCAGAGGAGUAGAAACAACAAGCCGCCAUUUUGUUUGUGCGGAAAAGACCGUCAGAAACAGGAGGAGAUAACCGAGAGAAGGAGCGACUCCGGCGACCAAAGUCAGCCGCUCCAGGAACAGUCGGGGGAGGAAAGAACUGCCAAAUUUUUGUCCGUGAUAUCAAGCGAGCGAAAGCAUCACAACACGAUAAGACGGCAGUGGUGGGAAAACCGACUGGGUGAUAUUUAUUUAUAUAUAUAAAUAUAUAUAUAUAUAUAUGUAUACAUAUAUAUGCAUGCAUGAGAAGUAAAUACUCCGAAAAAUCCAAGGAAGGGGGUGUUUUGCGGAGCGGAGACGGAGAGGGGAGGCGGAAGAGAGCGACACAUUACGACGAGGAGAGACCUGCGAAAAAAGGGAGAAAACACCAACAUGAAAAAUCAUUAUGUGUCCGUCGCGGAGGAAGGAAAGAGUCCGCAUAGACAAUUAUAUAAAUAAAUUGCUGCCGGGCAGAAGGGAGAGGUGGAAAGAAAGACUGGUUUAAAGAGAAGGGGGGAAAUUGCCAGGAUCAACGCGAAGGGGGGCAAUCUCCAUCACAAAGAGUCAAUGAGAGGAUUUUUGUCUGCCCAAAAAUAUCUUAUGGGGGUGUCAACAUCAUUGUGCCGAUCUAAACCUUUCCGCUUCCGAAAUCAUCUUUUUUCAGUGACCCACCGUCAAAUGUUUCGCCUGUCGCCGUGCUGUGCUCCUAUUUUUUGUUGAGAGCUUUCGGUUUCUCGUCUCUUGCAUGGUCAAGACAUCCCAUUGCAGUGAAUGACAAGUGUGUAUACUUCUAUAUUUUGGGGGAAUUUUUGUAUGCCUGGCGAGAAAUGGAGAGGAACCUCUUCAAGAGCACAAGAUAAGUAACCCAACAGAUUACACAUAAAACUAAUUGGAUAAAUCUGGCUGCCGUCCGAUUGGUAUUGAGCGCUGUGAUUUUCUUCAGAAACCACAUUACCCAGGAAGAAAGUGUGCAUCAGAAAUUGACUGCACAAGAGUAGUUAUUUCUGUUGAAAUUUCUCAAUAUUUCAACCUUUGCUACCCCGCUGACUGAAAGAGGCAUAUUCGCUCAAAGGGGGAUGCAACAACCAAAUGUGCAAUACGAGUCUCUACUUUAUGACCCAGUGCCUUGCAUGGUCAAACACAUGCACAUGCAAAAGAAAGCCAAUGUGCAGUAGAGUAUUUGCAAGACUUCUGUGUUUCCAUAUCUGCAGAACUGUCGUCCUAUUUAUUAAGCUACCGUUUAACCAGUGCACAUUAUUCUUUCACAGUGUUGCACUUGAGAGUGCCACUUACACCCGAACUGUAUUUUGAAUCUAUUGCUGGCAGACUGCCUUUUUCAUUUAGAGACGUAAAGGGAUCUGUGGCGUUAAUAUCCCUGAGGUGUUUGGUUAGAUGAGAGAAAACGAUUAUCUCAAAACUGCUGCAUGAGAAAUCGGCAUCCAGAAGUUAACAAGGGGGCUGCUCUCUGACCUGAGUUUUUGGAUCACAGUUGCCAAUUCGUACUCACACAGAGUUAGUCUUCUGGGUUGUUUGAGGCGAGAAGUACAGGCUCUCUCCGCCGACUAUGGCGGGCAGGACUGAGUGCACAACGGAGGACAGAUCUUGGGACAGUUUUGUGUCGUAGAAGAGGCUACAUGAGGUUGUCAGUGGGUCGCACGCUUGCCUUUUUGCCGACUCCACCUUCCCACCUCCUCCUCUUCAAAUCUGUGAAGAAACAAUCUCCGUCAGGGGAGGGGGAUUGAUAUCUGCAGAGAGGAAUAAACUGAGAGGGAGAACUGUGAGGGAAGGAGUCCAGCACCGCUGUCUUCUCCCCUACCGUCCCCAAGCGGUGGGGGAACGAUUUCUUAAGGACUCAAGGAGACGCAAAUAAGGGAGAUAGAUUUGUCCGCCGUGGAUCUACGGCAUUUUUUUUAAUUCGUCAAAAAUAUGGCUGAUAAUGUCCUGGAGUCCGGCCCGCCUUCAGCCAAGAGGCCCAAGCUGUCCUCUCCAGCUCUUUCUGUGUCUGCAAGUGAUGGAAACGAUUUUGGUUCAUUCUUCGACCUGGAGCAAGACCUCCCAGAUGAGCUCAUCAAUUCCUCAGACCUAGGUCUGACCAACGGAGGGGAUUCCAGCCAACUCCAUACCAGUCUUGGAGGUGUCGGAGGAGGGAUUGGUGUGGUAGGUGGACAGGAUGCAGCUGCAAAGCACAAGCAGCUGUCAGAACUCUUGCGUGCUGGGACACCAGGACAGCAGGGUGGCCCAACUUCCAACAGUACAGCACCUGGGCCUUCCAUGGGGAUGAUGGGUGUUUCCUCUGGUGGACCUCAAGGCAUGCCCCCCCAGGGCCAGCAGCAGCAACCAGGAUUAAUGCAUCAGGUUGGCAUGGUUGGAGGAGUGGCAGCUCUCAGUCGGGCAGCUGCCAUGAUGGGUAAUCAGAAGGGCAACACUGGACAGCAGGGGCUGAUGGGGGGGCAAGUGAUGAAUGGUUCGCCAAGAAUGGGUUACCCUAGCAAUGCAGGCAUGGGUAAUGGUGGUAACCUUUUGGCGGAAACCUUACAGCAGCAGCAGGGCGGUCAGCCAAUGGGACCUGGUGGUCAAGCAGGAAUGAGACCUCAGCAACCUGGAGCACUGAACAAAAUGAAUAUGAUGGCUAAUGCGGGCCCCUAUGGUGGUCCGUAUGGUCAGUCCACUGGCCAGGGGCUGCCUGGAGCAGGGCUGGGCCCACAGCUUCAGAAUAAGGCAGGUCUGCCCAACAAUAUGGUUGCUCAGUUCAACAUGGACAAGAAGGUGCCACCGGGUCAAGGCAUGCCUGGAAUGCCGUCUCAGCAGCCUGGAGCAGUUGGUUGUGUAUCUGUCAGUGGAGCAACAGCUGUGGGAGGGGCGCAGGUUGGGCUUAGCGCUUUAGGGACAGGUCCCGGCACAGCGCCCCCUACUGCAGACCCAGAGAAGAGGAAGUUGAUUCAACAACAGCUGGUCCUCUUGCUCCAUGCACACAAAUGCCAGCGGCGUGAGCAAGCCAACGGUGAAGUGCGACAGUGCAACCUGCCGCACUGCCGCACCAUGAAAAAUGUACUCAACCAUAUGACUCAUUGUCAGGCUGGCAAGUCCUGCCAGGUCGCACACUGUGCCUCAUCCAGACAGAUCAUCUCUCAUUGGAAGAAUUGCACACGACAUGACUGCCCUGUAUGCUUGCCACUGAAAAAUGCUGGCGAUAAGAGGAACCAGCAACCUCUUCUCAACAGUGCAGCAGUGGGUUUGGUAAACUCUCUAGGAUCCGGUGUGCCUGGUGGACAGUCAAACACUCCAAACCUCAACCCUGCCAACCAGAUUGACCCGAGCUCAAUAGAAAGGGCCUAUGCAGCUCUAGGUCUUACUUACCAGGGCAACCAGAUGCCACAGCAGCAACAACAGUCCAACAUGCCAAACCAGGGGAUGCAGGGGCAACCUGGGAUGAGAAAUCUAAACAUGGGUGGAAACUCUAUGGGAGUGAAUGGUGGAGUAGGUGUGCAUCCUCCGAACCAGCAAUCGACCCUACUGCCAGACGCCAUGUUGCACAACAUGAAUGCUCAGAGUUUGAUGAACGAUAGUUUGGGGAACCUGGGCUCGAUGCCCACAGCAACUCCGCCCUCUGUUGCAGGCAUGAGGAAGUCCUGGCAUGAAGACAUCACACAGGACCUCCGCAACCACCUUGUACACAAGCUUGUGCAGGCCAUUUUCCCCACUCCUGACCCGGCUGCACUGAAGGAUCGGCGGAUGGAGAAUCUGGUGGCAUACGCUCGUAAAGUAGAAGGGGAUAUGUACGAGUCAGCCAACAGCAGGGCAGAGUACUACCACCUGCUAGCGGAGAAGAUCUACAAAAUCCAAAAAGAGUUGGAAGAAAAGAGGAGGACGAGGCUCCAAAAGCAGGGCAUGAUGCCAGGGCAACAAGGAAUAGUUUCUCCAGGUUUUCCACAAGGGCCUCCCAGCAUGGGACAGCCACCCAUGGCCCCAGGGCAACCUCCAAAUGGUCCUCAUGCUGAUCUGUCCAUGGUCCGACCAGCUGGACCCAAUCAGAUGGUCAACCGGAUGCAGAACCCUGCAGGAAUGAAUCAGUUUAAUCAGAUGAUGAUGCAGUCCAUGGGUCAGAGGUCAACCCCUCCUCUUCCGCUUAGCACCCCAGUGAACCAGAUGGCUAUGGGUACAACCAGAAUGGGGCAGCCGAAUGCUUCACAGAUACAGAACCAGUACCUUCCCCCAGGCCAGUUCCCUGGGUCCAGUCCUGGACUUGGUUCUGGUCCUGUUGGCAUGAACCAACCAGGGCCACCGCCUGCAGUGCCACAGCAGAACCAGAUGUCAACGCCACCUUCCGUCCCAGUUAGCAGUCCUGCAGCACAGUCUGCCUCUUCUGGUCCUGGAUCUGCAGGCCCUAUGGGGCCUGGUAGUUGCAGUGGUGCUGGGCCUCUACCCAGUCUGCCUCCAUCCUCCACGUCCACCCAGCCCAACAAUUACCCUCACUGCCCAUCAAUCCGUACAAACUCCCCAUCACCAGCACGCAGCUUGACGCCACAACCCCAUCAAACACCCCCAACGUUACCUCGUUCUCAGACCCCACAGCCACAAACACCUAGCACACCUCAGCUGCCUCCUCCUCCACAUCAACAGCAGCAGCAGCAGCAGCAGCAGCAACAGCAGCAACAACAACAACAACAACAACAACAGCAACAGCAAAGUUCACAGCAGACGGUGAACUCUGAGAAGACCAGUCAGCCUCCUCAGCAAACGCUAGGGAGCGUGGCUUCCUCAGGCCCACAAGCAAAUCAGGCUUCUUCAGUGCCUAACCAGAAUGCUCAUGUACCACUGCAGCUGCCUCAGACCCCACAAUCUCCAAAGCCCUCACUGACAGGAGAUUGUCAGGUGUCCUCCCCAGCCUCAAUCAACAGCAGCACUGAUGCGAGCUCCCAGCCUGCACCAGCAGAUGGCCCUGCUCCCUGCCAGGAAGAUGUUAAAAUGGAGGUGAAGAAGCACGAGGAGGAAGAUGAAGGGACUGACACACAGGUAGAGAGCAAUGGGAAGAUGGGAAAAGGUCAACCUGACGUGAAGACGGAAGUGAAACCUGAGAUAAAGAAAGAGAAGCUGUUGGCAGAGGGGUGUAAAGGCGAGCCCAUGGACACAUCUUCAUCCUUGGUGUCAUCAUCAGUAGCAACGGUUGAAGACAAGAAGCCUGAUGUGAAAAAAGAGCCCAAAGAGGAAGAGGAGGGGUCAGGGUCAACGGCCAACAUCAGCUCCCCAGCCAGUGCUCAGAGCAAGAAGAAAGUUUUUAAGCCGGAGGAGCUGCGUCAGGCUCUGAUGCCGACCCUGGAAGCUUUGUACCGGCAGGACCCUGAGUCCCUUCCCUUCCGUCAGCCGGUGGACCCCCAGUUACUGGGAAUACCCGACUACUUUGACAUUGUGAAGAACCCCAUGGAUCUGUCGACCAUCAAGCGGAAACUGGACACUGGACAGUAUCAGGAGCCAUGGCAAUAUGUCGAGGAUAUCUGGCUGAUGUUCAACAACGCUUGGCUCUACAACCGCAAGACUUCCCGUGUGUACAAGUACUGCUCCAAACUGGCUGAGGUCUUUGAGUCAGAGAUUGACCCCGUAAUGCAGGGCCUGGGAUACUGCUGUGGGAGGAAGUUUGAGUUUUCCCCUCAAACUCUAUGCUGCUAUGGAAAACAGUUAUGCACCAUCCAGCGAGACGCCGCUUACUUUAGCUAUCAGAACAGGUACCACUUCUGUGAGAAGUGUUUCAACGAAAUCCAGGGCGAGAGCGUUUCCCUAGGGGACGACCCCUCUCAGCCUCAGACUUCAAUCAACAAAGAGCAGUUCCAACGAAAGAAGAACGACACCCUUGAUCCUGAGUUGCUUGUGGAAUGUACUGACUGUGGUCGUAAAAUGCACCAGAUCUGUGUCCUGCAUCAUGAUACCAUAUGGCCUUUAGGUUUUGUCUGUGACAGCUGCCUCAAAAAGGCAAAUAAGACGCGGAAAGAGAACAAAUACGCAGCCAAAAGGCUUCCCCAUACCAAGUUGGGGGUAUAUUUGGAGACACGAGUGAACGACUACCUCAAGCGACAGAACAACCCCGAAUCUGGCGAUGUCACCAUUCGAGUGGUUCACGUUUCAGAUAGGGUGGUGGAGGUCAAGCCAGGCAUGAAGUCCAGAUUUGUGGAUAGUGGUGAGAUGUCGGAGUCCUUCCCAUACAGAAUGAAAGCCUUGUUUGCGUUUGAGGACAUUGACGGAGCAGACGUGUGCUUUUUUGGCAUGCACGUUCAAGAGUAUGGCUCAGACUGCCCGCCUCCUAACCAGAGACGAGUGUACAUCUCCUACCUGGACAGCGUGCACUUCUUUAAACCCCGACACCUCAGGACUGCCGUCUACCAUGAGAUCCUGUUAGGCUACCUGGAGUAUGUCAAGAGGAUGGGGUUUACCACGGGUCAUAUCUGGGCCUGUCCACCCAGUGAAGGGGAUGAUUACAUCUUCCACUGUCAUCCAGCUGACCAGAAGAUACCCAAGCCAAAACGCCUGCAGGAGUGGUACAGGAAGAUGCUGGACAAGGCUGUUUCUGAGCGCAUUGUCCAUGAUUACAAGGAUGUCUUCAAGCAGGCAACAGAGGACCGGCUCACCAGUGCAAAGGAGCUGCCAUAUUUUGAGGGUGACUUCUGGCCCAACGUACUGGAGGAGAGCAUCAAGGAGCUGGAGCAGGAGGAAGAGGAGCGGAAGAGGGAAGAGAACAGUACCUCCAGUGAGAGCACUGAUGCCACAAAAGGAGACAGCAAAAAUGCCAAAAAGAAGAACAAUAAGAAGACGAGCAAGAACAAGAGCAGCUUGAGCCGAGCCAAUAAGAAGAAACCAGGGAUGCCCAGUGUUUCCAAUGACCUUUCUCAGAAACUCUACGCUACCAUGGAGAAACAUAAGGAGGUCUUUUUUGUCAUCCGCCUCAUUGCCUGCCCCUCUGCCAACUCCCUGCCCCCCAUCACUGACCCGGACCCGCUAAUGGCCUGUGACCUGAUGGAUGGCCGCGAUGCCUUCCUGACUCUGGCCAGAGACAAGCACCUGGAGUUCAGCUCUCUCAGGAGGUCCCUGUGGAGUUCCAUGUGUAUGUUGGUGGAGCUGCACAACCAGAGCCAGGACCGCUUUGUCUACACCUGUAACGAGUGUAAACACCAUGUGGAAACCCGCUUUCACUGCACCGUCUGUGAGGACUAUGACUUGUGCAUCACCUGCUACAACACUAAAGGCCAUGAACACAAAAUGGAUAAGCUGGGGCUUGGGCUGGAUGACGAUAGCAACAAUCAGUCAGCAGCAGCUACCCAGAGCCCCGGAGAUUCCCGCCGCUUGAGCAUCCAGAGAUGCAUCCAGUCGCUGGUCCAUGCAUGUCAGUGCCGCAACGCCAACUGCUCUCUACCUUCAUGCCAGAAGAUGAAGCGUGUCGUUCAGCACACAAAAGGCUGCAAGCGCAAGACGAAUGGUGGCUGCCCCAUCUGCAAGCAGCUCAUCGCUCUAUGUUGCUACCAUGCUAAACACUGUCAGGAGAACAAAUGCCCUGUCCCAUUCUGUCUGAACAUCAAGCAGAAGCUGCGACAGCAGCAGCUCCAGCACAGACUCCAGCAGGCUCAGAUGUUGAGGAGAAGAAUGGCUAGCAUGCAGAGGGUGGGACAGGCAGCUGGAGGGCCACCUGGUGGACCUAUGGUAGGACUUCCAUCACCGGGGAACAAUGGUACCACGGCACCAAGUACCCCAACAUCAGUGGGAACCCAACCCCCAACUCCCCAGACCCCCACGCAGACUAUGCCACCAGUCCCACAACAGGUAAUGGGUUCAGGUCCUGGUGUCCAGCAACAGCAGCAGCCAGGUGGGAUUCCCCCACAAAGUGGCAUGCCUCCUCAGCACAGCCUUCACCAAUUUCAGCAGAUGGUAGGUGGAGGUGGUGGGGCUGGGGGCAAAAUGAACUCUCCCCAACAUCAGCAGCAGAUGCUUCCUCAGAUCCAGCAGCAGCAGCAGCAGCAGCAAAGCAUGGCAGCUCAACAACUCCAACAGCACCCCAACAAUUUGCCUCCAUAUGCCAGCAGACCCCCAGGCUCCUCCCCAAUCCAUCAAUCCCAGGGCAAACCAGUUCUUGGCUCUGCAACACCUCCACAGCAGCAGCCUGGCGGCCGUGUCACGCCUGGAGGUGUUGGGGGUCAGCAACCUCCUGGUCAGCCACAGGGGCAGCCUCUGCUUCCACAGCAGCAGCCAACAUCUGGACCUCCAGCAGCAGCUGUAGAAAUCGCCAUGAAGAUCCAACAGGUAGCUGAUGCUCAGAGAAAGAUGGCUCUGCAAAGACAAGCUGCACAGGCAGCUGCAGGAAUGAUCCCUCCCCACCCACAUCAUCAGCAGGGUCAAGGCCAACAGAUAGGCAUGGGACAUCCAGGGUCAGUAGGGUUGGUUGGACCUCAGGGGAUCCCAUCACAGACCGCAACAGUGGCAGCUGUGCGGGCCCACAUAGAUCAACAGCAAAGUGCUCCACAAGGGAUGAUGGUUAGUCCUGGUGGCCCCAUGCAGCAACAACCCCCUCAGCAGGGUAACAUGCCCCAGGGCCAGCUCCCCACUCAGGUGCAGAUUCAACAACAGAGGAUGGGCGCAUCUCUUCCAAACCCUCAACAGCAGCAACAGCAGUGGGCAGGCCAGGGUAUGCCACCCCAGCAGAGACAAGCUAUGUUAAACCAUCAGGCCAUGAUGGCGGCUCAGCAACAGCAGCAGCAGCAGCAGCAGCAGCAACAGCAACAACAACAACAACAGCAGCAGCAAAUUCAACAACAACAGCAACAGCAAAUUCAACAACAACAGCAGCAGCAGCAAGGUGGGGGUGCAGGUAUCCCAGGUGGAGCUGUUCCUGGAGCUGCCGGUAUUCCAGGAGCUGGUGCUGCUGGUGGUAACAUCCCUCAGGCAGCUCUACAGGACCUGCUACGGACCCUACGCUCGCCUAGCUCACCACACCAACAGCAGCAAGUCCUCAACAUCUUGCGCUCUAAUCCACAGCUCAUGGCUGCUUUUAUUAAGCAGAGGGCCUCAAAGUACAAGGGGGUUCAGGGGGCUCCCGGUGGACCUGGUGGUGUUCCAGGAGGUCCGGGUCCCACUGGAGGUCCUGUUGGUAAUGUAAUGGCAGGUGGGGGCCCACAGGUGAAUAUGAAUUCUGCAGGUUCUGGUCAGCCAGGGAUGCACAUUGGGGGUCAGGGAGGAACUAAUGUCAACAUGGCCACUAUGGCUCAGCUGCAGCAAGUACAGCAGCAACAGCUACAACAACAACAACAACAACAGCAGCAGCAACAGCUUCAGCAGCAGCAACAGCUUCAGCAGCAGCAACAUCUUCAGCAGCAGCAACAGCUUCAGCAGCAGCUUCAACAACAACAACAACAGCAGCAGCAACAACAACAGCAGCAACAGUUACAACAGCAGCAGAGACCAAUGCUCACUGGUUUACAGCAGCAACAAGUGGCAGCUCUCCAGCAGCAACAACAACAACAACAACAGCAGCAGCAAGGGGGAGGAAGAGGAAUGCAGGGCCAAGGGCCGCAGAUGGGAAAUCUCAACACUACCCAGUUUAGAGAGAUGCUCAUGAGACGGCAUCUCCAGCAACAGCAACAGCAGCAGCAACAACAACAAAUGGGAGUAAAUCAUGGUCAGUUUCAGCAGCCACAACCACCACAGGGACAGGGCUACAUGGCACAGCCCGGGAUGCAGCCCCCUACAGUGGGAGGCCCAUCUGGUGGUCCACCUCAGCAGCCCAGUGGUCCCCCAGGCCAGCAGGGGCAAGGUUACCCAGGAUCAGUGGCUCAGCAGCAGGCCACAGUUGCACUGCAGCACAGGCUGCAACACCAGCACCAUCUCCAGAUGCAGCAGCAAAAUGCCAUGGCUGGCCUGCAAGGGGGAGACACAGGGCCCGGAGGGGGUGGUGGUGGAGGUCCCCAGCAGCCACCUCAGGGCCCUCAACCCACUCAAGGUGGCCCCCCACCUCCGUCCUCUCAGGCCCUGCUCCAACAGGCCCUGCACCAGAGGUUGCUCCAGCAGCAGCAGCAACAGCAGCAGCAGCAGCAGCACCUGGGCCCCGGCAGCUCACCAGCCCAGCACAGCAACCCUAUGAGUCCUCAGCAGCCACAGCAGAUGGCGCAGUCCCCACACCUGCAGGGCCAGACACUGUCCACAUCGCUCGCCAACCAGGUGCGAUCCCCACAGCCUUCUCCUAGACCGCAGUCCCAGCCGCCGCACUCUAGCCCAUCCCCGCGCAUGCAGCCACAGCCUUCCCCACAUCACAUCUCACCUCAGAUGCAGUCAGGUUCCCCACACCCGGGCCACCUGAGCCAGCACCACCCAGGAAUGGGAGUCCCUCCACAACAACAGCAACAGCCAACGACCCAGCAGCAACAGAACUCUAUGGAGCAGUUUGGGUCAGACCAGAGUGCUAUGCUAUCUCAGCUGAGUGGCAUGGCUGGUCUCCAUGGGCCAGGGGGCAGUGGUCAGGACCAACUGGGCCAGAAUAUGAAUCACAACCCUUUAGACAUCAUGUAGGAAUUCUACCAAUGUGUCAAACUGAGCUGAGAUGCUCGGUGAUUCUCCGCACAAACUGCACUCACCCAGGACAGUGUUAUUGUUUUUACUUAGCCUUUCUUUUUUAUACUAUUAUUAAAUGUUAUUUAAAAUGUUUUCAAUAAAGAUGCAUUGAACUGAACUUCCUAUGGGAGAUGAACAAUAAAUCAGUCGUUAAAUAAA
This is a messenger RNA of Solea senegalensis (Senegalese sole), 10757 nucleotides long. It is a transcript of the gene ep300b, whose product is annotated as E1A binding protein p300 b. Gene Ontology annotation, molecular function: protein binding; zinc ion binding; transcription coactivator activity. Gene Ontology annotation, cellular component: nucleus; transcription regulator complex; histone acetyltransferase complex. Lineage: Eukaryota; Metazoa; Chordata; Actinopteri; Pleuronectiformes; Soleidae. Gene Ontology annotation, biological process: positive regulation of transcription by RNA polymerase II. The record is from RefSeq and is a predicted model, not a curated record.